Molecule: messenger RNA, 2446 nt
Organism: Acyrthosiphon pisum (pea aphid)
Lineage: Eukaryota; Metazoa; Arthropoda; Insecta; Hemiptera; Aphididae
Exons: 5
Coding region: 682-1425 (247 amino acids)
Source: RefSeq, a predicted model, not a curated record
CUACCUAUUCUGCAGGUAGAUUGUAACAUAAUACCUUUCAAACUCAGCAAAUAAUCGCGUUUAUUUUAUUUUUUGUGUUCAGUGUUUUCGGUUUGUUUUUGACCCGACGAAAACGGAUUAGACAACUAAAACGUUAUAUAAUAUUAGACAUUUUCGCGCUAUUUGUCCGACUCGUGUAAAUUACUGUUAAAUUGUAAUUAUUUAACCGUUUAUUUUAUUUCGGAUUUAUAUUUUGAGCAUAACCCUGGUAUCCAGAGUAAUUUGGUCAUUGGUAAUUUGCGGGAGCGAAGGGUUGAUACGGAACAAUACAAAUUAGGAAAAUAUCACUCAGGACUGUAUUAAUCGGCACAACAUUUUUGAAGAUAUCAUACUCAUGGAUCCGUGUUAAUCUUAAAUCAUAUUAAGAUAAUAAAGCAUAAGAGGAGAUGGAACUGAAAGUAAAGUAAUCCGCCGAGCCACCCAGCCGAACACAUAGAAUUGACCAAAAACUGAGCCCUGUCCGGCGAUCGGCCGCGUACCACCGUCAGUUGUGUGACAACUGCCAUUCAGCGCGUGUCAGCCGUCUUCCUGCUCCGGUGCAAAGCCCGUGACCACUUACCACCGCUUCAUUUUUAGAAGAUCUCCACGCUUCUUUACAGCAAAACAGUUCAAUUUUCAACAGACCACAAACACUAACUAGAUAUGUCCGACCAGCAGGGAGACGACGGCGGCGACAAGUGGAGAAAAACGUCGCCAGGGCUCUCUGGGUCGGAUAAUCCGCAGUGCACGCCCAAGCAGAUCAAAGACUUGACUUUGGACGAAUUGCGCCAGGACGAGAGGCUGUGGACGGCGUACGAGAGAGGCUGGUGUGACUUUUUACAGUUGUACAUGAGCAUGCAGCUGAUGCAGUCGGAAACGUCUUACAUGUUGCCUGAACUCGCGCGGCCUGGGCAUCUGGGCCCCGUGGGUGCUGCAGAUUCCGGUGCAGCAGGGCAGGCCACUGCGCCGAGCGCACGCGAUCCUGAGAGUGCAUCUUCGGGAGGCGAUCCGGUAUCGGCUGCACCUGCAGUUGCAGCAGACGUGAAGGACUCGCAGGACAAGGCUAACGACGAACCGGACCCAGUGCGUUCUCCGGGCAAGGAAGUCGAGCUGAAAGUGGACAACGGUCUGCCCAGACGCAUCGACGUUCGCGUUCUCUCGUCGCGCAUCAAGCGCACUUACAAGUACGCCGACGUCCGCUUGUGCGAAUUCCAAGGACUUGGCCCGCGCGCUGUGGUGCAGGAUGACGACAAAGAUGAUCCGGAAAUGGUUGCUAAGCAACUGUCCUCGAUCAGGAUCAAGAUCACGACGCCGGAAGCGACAGAGUUCGAACUCGAUACGUUCGACGAAAACGAUGACGAGGAUGAUGACAACGAUGACGAGAAGCCGAACGCCGACGACGAGUAGUUGCCGUCUGCUAGCAACACAAACAUUAGACUUUUUACGACAUAUAAUAAUCCCUUAUUCAUUCAAAUAUUAUAAUCUUCUCCAGGGCUUGGAAGUUGAAGCACUAUUAUAGUUACUUUUUAGCGCUUUGAUGUGCAAUGCUUAUAGAAAUGCCAAAAUAUGGAAAAAAAAUAGCUUUUUGGAGAAACCGUUUCAAUUUUACUUAUUAUUUUUUUUUAAAUACUUUUAACUUUUGCCUUUAUUAUUUAUUUUAGAACUUUUAUUUCCGAAAAUAUAAGAUUUAGGUGUUCGGGAACUAGGUAGUUGGACCAACUGCUUCAUUACUACCGGCUGUUUUAUACAAUUCCAUAAUAAUUUUAAUCUUAAUAUUAUAGACAAUAUUAUGCUGGAUGAGCAAAUAUAAAGAAAAAAAAUUCAACGAAAUAUUUUUCGACUACAUUCUUAUUUGAGAUAACCAUACAAAUGAAAAUUAAAAAAAUUCAAGUUUAAAUUGUUCGUGCUAAAAAGCACUGAAUAAGCAUUACACGCUUAAAAAUGAUAAAAAAAUAAAUUUUUUUUAACUUUUAUGACAACAUCUGCGGGAAAAAAAUUUGAAUCUCAGUAUGAUACGUUUUAAGUCUUAACAAAAAAAUAUGCAAAUGCUAGAACCUCCAAGCCCUGAAUUCAUUAUAUAUUAUUAUUAUUAUUAUCAUAACGAGUAGAGUUUAGCUGUCCUUUUCGAAAUCCCAGUGUCUUUUCAUUAUUUUUAUUAUUAUUAUAUUUUCUCCGACAUUGGUUUAUAUUUAAGAAUUCGAUUUAAUUAUAUAAUAUUAUAUUCAAAUCAUAUUUUUUUUUUUCCACUAAAUAUUAUUAAUUAUAUUGUAUUAUUUUUAUUUUUGCGUUGACAUAAUAUUAAUAUACUAUAUACAUUAUACGCGCACAGUCGCGGUGCAGCUCAUACGUAUAUUGUAAAGUAUAAUAAAUAUUCUAUGUCAAGAAAAUUUUCAAAUUUAAUUAAAAAUAAACAAAACGCUAUUAUAUA